This is a messenger RNA of Chara braunii, 2549 nucleotides long. The record is from the annotation of a GenBank genome assembly. NCBI's taxonomy places the organism in Eukaryota, Viridiplantae, Streptophyta, Charophyceae, Charales, Characeae.
CGUCGAAGGGCAGUCGUUUCAAAGAACAGUUUCUGAUUAAUCCAAAAAAANNNNGUGAGAGAGAGAGAGAGAGAGAGAGAGAGAGAGAGAGAGAGAGAGAGAGAGGUGUUUGCGGAGAGGCGAGGGUUCGCGGGUGGUUAUUGGGUAGGGUGUGGGAGAAAGAUCUAGAUGCAGGCGUUGUCCGGGGCAGGAAGGGUUUUGUCGAGUAACAUCGAAUCGUUCAAAGACUUUCUGGACUGUACGAGUCUGCGGGUGAGCAUGAGUGAUCCGUACCUGGACGUGCAUCUCCCGCGUCUGAGGUGUCCUCGGGCCGGUGGAAUACGAAGUCCUUGUAAAAACGAUGGUUUGUGUCCUGCGCGAACGCCACGGCGUCGAUACGGUCGCCUUGCUGCCGGAGCGGCCGUUGCCCUCUUCACACCUUACCUGACAUCUGCUAUUGCUUGCCAAGGCUUUCUGUAUUCUGCAAACUCGUCCCCCUCCUCCUCCUCUUCCUCCUCUUAUCCUUUCGCUUGUUGGCCUUCCCAACGCUCUCUUCUGCGCAGCAGCAGUAAAGGCGCCGGAGCCGCCGCCACGAACUCAGACCUGCGUCCCCUGAGAAAGCGCAGGGCUUCGAAAAUCUCCACGUCUGCCGGCGACCGAGACGGCGGCGACGCCGUCGAUUGGGAUGACGAGGAAACGGAGACGGUACAAGAGGCUCGCAGCCUUCAGCUCGGUGACACCGUUGAUGACGAAGAUGCGGAUUUCGACGAUCAGGAUGAUGAUGAACUCAAGCGCGUGCGCGGGGCGAGUGCGGAACGCAGCGAGUCGGUAAUAGAAGAGCUGCUGCUCUUCUUCUUCCAACUGGAUCUGGGCACUCGUCUGCAGCGUGCGCUGAAUCAAGACCAAUACGAGGCGGCGCAGCAGUUGAGGGAGAAGAUAGCGGAGGUGGAGAGGGAGGUGGCGAGGCAAAGGGCGAGCAAAGCGGGGGCGGCGGGGGGGGGAGAGGUGGGAAGUGAAUGGGCCGGGGUAGGGGGGAAGGCGGCGGACCAGACAUUGGCGGCGCUGCGGGUGAGAUCUGACUUGCAGAGAGCCAUCGACGAAGAGCGGUACGCGGAUGCCGCGAGGCUGCGCGAUCGUCUCCGCGAGCUUCAAGCGGAGUCGUUGGCCAUGUCGGCGCAAUCUUUGGCCGGUAAUGGGGUGACCUUUCGCUUCCGUUUGGGCCAGAGAGUCCGCCAUGCGCUCUAUAAUUAUCGCGGCGUCAUUUGUGGGCUUGACGCGGUCUGUUACGAGAGCGAGGAAUGGGCCAAACGAGCUGGGAUUGCCAAAACGCAACGGGGAAGGAACCAACCUUUUUAUCACGUCCUCGGUGACAUGGGCGAGACAUCGGGCUUCAUAGUGACGUACGUUGCAGAAGACCGUCUCUUAAUCCCACCAUCGCCAGAACUCGAGGAUUUUGAGCAUCCGUACACGUAUUUGCUCUUCUAUGGAAAAGACAAGAUGGGGGACUAUAUCCCGACGAAGCAGUUGAGGCAGAAAUUCAAUGCGCCGCGAUACGAAGUGAAAGACGAGGAUCGGGGUCGGGGUCGGAGUAACCCGAGGGAGCGAAGGAAUGAUGAUGACAACGAGGAAGAGGACAGGGGGAGAGGACGGGUCGUGGAGAACAGCGAAGAAGACGGCCGGAGCGCAGAGAGCGGUGACGAUGACAGCGACAACUCGUCGAUAUCGGGUAGUGGCAGCGGGAUGUAAAUAGCCAAUGACCUUUUUUUUGCUAGAGAAGUUCCCUUCCUUACUCUUCUGGCCUUGCUCCUGCCGUAUGUUUCUCUCUCUGUCUCUCCUACUCUCUCUCAGUUCCUUUCUUUCUUUCCAUGUUCUGCCUCUUCUCCUGCUCGCCUAUGCUGUCUUCAUUCACACAAUUGGCUCUAUUGUAUCUGCAUUUGGGCCCCUUCGUCCCCGCCCCUCUCCUACCUCUACACGUUCCUUGGCAACCCUCACGGCGAAGGUAUCUGACAUAACUUGGUUCUCUUUUGAUUUUUUUCUCGGUUUCUUGUUUUCUUGCUGCCUCCUCUUUCCUCUUUGCUUCGUUUGCGUCUCUCCUCUUCCCGGCCGCGUCCCCUCUGUCUGUUUCUCUCUCCUCUCCCUUUCUCUUUCUCUGCUUGCCUCCCAGUCCCCCGAUUUGUUUCGCCACGCCCUUUGUAACACGUGGGAGGUACAGCUGUAGACGUUGUUGGAGCUUCCGUGUCUUUUCGUUGGUUGGCUGUCUGUAUGUAUGUGUAUGAAUUCGCACUUGCGUGUCAGGAAAACAGAGAGAGAGAGAGAGAGAGAGAGAGGAGAAGGUUUGGGUUGUUUUAGCAUGGAAGUAUAUAGAGACCUAUUUUGUAACUUUACGGGCGGGUGUACCAAUAUUCGGGAAUAGGGGAGAGGAGGGAGGGGGGGGGGGGGGGGCGGCUUUGAAUGGCGCCGCAGUUUAGUAUGAGCGCCGUUCCUGAGGCUCUUGAUGGUUGAGAGAGGACGAUUAUUUGGGCUUCUUGGAAAAGCAAGGCGGGAUUUCUUGAUAAAAGCAGCAAAUGGUA